CCGAUCCUCUUUUGAGUUGGAACGGCUCCGUGGCCGUUCGUCCGAAUCAUACGCCGGCUCGUGCGAGCUCGAUAAACACGUUCCAAUUCGUGGUUCCUGAGAUUCGUCCGGAUCCCAGUGGAGGUUUUUUCGACAUAACACGAGAUAACAAGAGGAAGAACGAAGAAGGAAUUCUCGAGAAAAUUCUCUCACCUCGAUCGAAUACGCGGUGUCGAUGAAGAGGGCCACGUGAUCAUCGCAACCGGUUCGAUAAUGCGGCCGAUUGGUUGGGCGAUGGCGUGCGCGUUGCUCGCGUCUACUUUUCCAAAAAGUGCAUCGCUACUCGCCAGCGUGGAGGAGGAGAGUGUCGAUGGUGUCGUUGCUGCUUACCGCCGUCCAACUCGACGCGGCGAACUGAUCGAACUGCUGCCCAUUUUCAAGGACACUGCGCAGAAUGCACACCGACUCGAACAAUUCCCCGACGACGAGAGGAGAAGGAGGAGAAGGAGGAGCGUACAGGAAGGGACGAGAAGGGAGGGUCGAACGUUCGGCCAUAAGAGAAUCCAAUUCAUGUUGAUGCCGAUGAUGUACAAAAUGGGAGUGAUGAUGACGAUGCUGAUCGUCUUGACGGCGAUCUCCGUCAAGGGAUUGCUCGUUGGUGCCAUGUUAUUAAUGCUGAAACUGAGCACGCUAAUAGCCAAGUUCUCCUUCGGUUGGCAGCACAAUGCGCAGACUCCUCAACCGAUCCAUGUGCACGUUCACAACAGUCCACCAACGGCUCACAAUCAAGCGUACAGCGGUUGGAUGCCGGGGAGCGGUCCAGGAGGGGAACACCAUUACUACUACAGAGCAUGACACUCUCUCGAAGAGAGCGUUUCCUCGAUAUAUUUGUCGCAAUUAGAAUUAGGCUUAUUCGGGGCCUCCUCGUUCCUUCCUCGACCAUAUCCAUACCUCAAUAUCGAAGAAAAAUCGCGAUUUUUUUUUUGUGAUAAUUUAAUCGACGAACCGAUGCUACGUUUGCUCUCCAAACCAAAGUACCAAAGGAUACUCUCGAAUUUAAGCUUUAUUUAAGUUUUAUUUAUUCGAAGUGUAAGGCGGACACAACUCGCGUAUAGAUAUAAUCGAGAGAGA
Apis florea (little honeybee) is the source of this 1110-nucleotide messenger RNA. RefSeq lists its product as uncharacterized. NCBI's taxonomy places the organism in Eukaryota, Metazoa, Arthropoda, Insecta, Hymenoptera, Apidae. The record is from RefSeq and is a predicted model, not a curated record.